This is a messenger RNA of Brassica rapa (field mustard), 1767 nucleotides long. Its product is annotated as agamous-like MADS-box protein AGL61. NCBI's taxonomy places the organism in Eukaryota, Viridiplantae, Streptophyta, Magnoliopsida, Brassicales, Brassicaceae. The record is from RefSeq and is a predicted model, not a curated record. Gene Ontology annotation, biological process: regulation of transcription by RNA polymerase II. Gene Ontology annotation, molecular function: protein dimerization activity; RNA polymerase II cis-regulatory region sequence-specific DNA binding; DNA-binding transcription factor activity, RNA polymerase II-specific.
GUUUCUCAAUAAAUAUAAAUCGUGACACUGUUUCUCAAAGAACACUGGUGAUCUCAGUAUGGAGAACGGAGAAGCUUCAUUGAUCACUUGCUUGCCUUUCAAGGAACAAAAGCCCAUGCAAAAACCUAACUUGGCGGUGAAGCAACGAAAUGGGAGAAAACAACAAAACCCUAAAACCACCAAAGGUCGACAGAGGAUAGAGAUCAAGGAGAUCCAAGAAGAGAACCGAAGGCAAGUGACGUUUUCGAAACGCCGAACCGGACUUUUCAAAAAAGCAGCCGAACUAAGCGUCCUCUGCGGCGCACAGAUUGGUAUCAUAACGUUUUCACGUUGCGAAAGGAUCUACGUGUUUGGUAACGUGAACACACUCAUCGAAAGUUACUUGCGUAAAACUCCGGUGAUGCUAAGGUCUUAUUACGGCGGUGAUGUGGCAGCCGGAGUGGAUGGAGAUGGUCCGAUGUGGUGGGAGAGGGCGGUGGAAAGCGUGCCGGAGGAAGAGAUGGAUGAGUACAUGAAGGGGUUGAAUGGUUUAAGGGAGAAUUUGUGGACAAGGAUCUGCGAGAUGGGUGGUGAUCCAACGGUCCAGAUGAAUGCUCAGAUAUGUCCAGAUCUGAUGGCUCCGGUUAACUGGAAACUGAUGGAUGAGAAUCUGGCGGUUAGGAACGAUCAAGGUCAAGCAGGUUAUGAUGGAUAUUAAGGCUUACAGGCGGUUCAGUUUAUGUCUCAAAGCCAUAGACAAUGAAGAGUGCAAAUGAUCAUUUUCCAUUAUCUUCUAAAAUAGUAAAAUUUUAGAGAAAUUUAAAGUUCCACCAUUUUGUUAUUCUACGUGUGGUUUAUAUUAACAAUUUGGUUGAGUUUCUUUUUAUUGUGAUCUUGAAAUUAGUAUGGAGUCUAAGCAGGUUCAAAGUAGAGGUUUUUUUUCCAAGUAGUAUAAUCUGAGAGUUAUUUAGAAAUUAUGACACAUAUUAAAGAAAACCAAAGAUUAAUUAGUAGAUUAUAAGAGAUAAAAGAUGGAAACAUAUGAUCAUUUUAGAAAAUGUUUACAAUAUCAUCUAUGAAAGAGUAAUCAAAAUUAAAUUAAUUUAUGAAUCAAAGUUCAGUUAAAUUCAACUGCUGAACUAUUUUGCCAAAUCACAAGUGCCUGAUUAGACAAUCAUAGACAGAGAUUGAUCACACUUUAAAAGUCUCUCUACAGGUCAUUGAGCUCAGCUUCAAGGGAUCACACUGCUUUCUUCAUCACAAAACUCGUCCAUGAAGCUUUUAUGGAACUCUGUAAAACGGUUCACUAUCGCCUUCUUAAACGCCUGGAACAUGGCACUUCAGAUGCACAAUCUGGUGCUGUCUAUGCAGCCUCUACAGCUUCAAUAGCCUUUCUAGGAAGAUUAAUCCAAGGAAAAGAGAUACAUAGCUCCUUCAGCUUUGUUACAUGUUACACCUUCCAAGUUGUUAAGACACUAGUGUUCACAUUCAUUGUUCAAGCUUAUGAACAUAUACACAAAGAGACUAAAAACAUUGUACCCUAAGGUUAGUGUAAUCUCUUUACUAACCUUUGCAAGUUUAGCCACUUAAGAGAGAAUACCACCUCUUUCUACCAUGUAUGAGUCAUAAGAGUCGUCUCCAGGCUGAUCAAAUAUUUAAAAGACUGAUUAUUAGUCCUUUAUUCAGGUGCAAGAAGUUAGCGAAAACCGGUUAAGAGAGUACCUUGGGUGGGCUCAUGAAAAGGCUAGUAAGAACUUGACCAGAGAUGUUAGAACAAAGAUUCACAGA